This is a messenger RNA of Gasterosteus aculeatus aculeatus (three-spined stickleback), 2606 nucleotides long. The record is from RefSeq and is a predicted model, not a curated record. NCBI's taxonomy places the organism in Eukaryota, Metazoa, Chordata, Actinopteri, Perciformes, Gasterosteidae.
UAUGGUUUUGAGCUUUUUUUCUGGCAAGUAAAGAGGAAGGACUGAGCAGUGAGGGGUUAUUUUGCAAAUCGCGGUUUUGACUUCAGUUUUCUGUCGUCUGCUCUGUCACUAAGGAACGUUUCAGCCAUGGAGUUCAUCCAACAGAGAAACCUUCACUAUUGGGUCAUUGUGUAUUUUCUCUUGUCCACAACUUCACCUGCUGCAGAUGGUCAGAUCAGAUUAGUUGGGACUGGAUCAACUCAUUGCUCUGGAAGGGUGGAAAUCUAUUACAACAGUGCUUGGGGAACAGUGUGUGAUGACUUGUGGGGCUUAGAGGAUGCUGAUGUAGUGUGCAGACAGUUGGACUGUGGUACGGCACUGAGUGCUCCUGAGAAGGCCCACUUUGGUGAAGGAACCGGAUCAAUCUGGCUCGAUGAUGUGAGGUGUUCAGGAACUGAGAGGGAUCUAACGGAGUGUACGCACGGAGGAUUUGGAACACACAACUGUAAACACAGUGAGGACGCCGGCGUUGUCUGUUCAGGCGUGCCGAUCAGAUUGGCGGGGUCUACGUCGUGCUCUGGAAGAGUAGAAAUCAAGCAUCAGAGCAGUUGGGGAACAGUCUGUGAUGAUAGUUGGGACACUAAAGACGCCACGGUGGUUUGCAGAGAGUUGGGCUGUGGUACGGCCACUAACACACAGAGCUUCGGGGGAGGAACCGGAGAAAUCUGGCUCGAUGAUGUGAACUGUUCAGGAACUGAGAGGUCUAUAACUCAAUGUCAGCACAGUGGAUUUGGGAAACACAACUGUAACCACAAUGAGGACGCCGGCGUUAUCUGUUCAUCGACCCUCCCAAAGCCCAACAUCUCCAUGAGUCCUGUUGGUGAGGUCACAUGGGGUCAGGACGCCUCCAUCACUUGUUCCAUCUCAACUCAGCAUUUAGGUGGAACAUUCACUCUGCAGCAGACCUCAGGCUCAUUCAGAAAGACGGAAGCAUCAAGUACCAACUCUGCUACCUUCAACAUCUUGCAAGUGGACUUCGGAGGUGAAGGAUCGUACCAGUGUCAGUAUCAGACGAGGGUUUCAGGUCGAGACUUCAACUCCCCCUUAAGUGACUCUGUCAGACUCUCUGUUACUGUGCCGCUGCAGCAGCCCAGCAUCUCUCUGACGUCUCCUAACAAAGGGCUGGUUUGGGGCCCUGAAGGUGCACAGGUCACCAGGGGUUACAGCUUUGUCUUCACCUGCUCCAUUUCCUCCCAUUAUCCCGGAGGUGUUUUCUCUCUCGUGUCCUCCGGCUCCGGCCUCAACGACACCAAACCAGCAGUCAACCACUCAGCCUCCUUUGACUUCCUGUCGGCCGAGUAUGAGCACCUGGGAAACUACAUGUGUGUGUACGAAGUCACACUGUCUGCACGGAGGUUCACUUCCAACAAGACAGCCACGAUUACUGUCAUCAUCAAAAUGUCUUUGUUGCCGCUGGUUUCCUCAGUCGCUGUCGUGGGUCCGCUGCUGCUCCUGCUGGUCUUGGUGGGGGUCUGUCUGGUCUGCAAGAGAAAGAGACGAGCCGAGCAGCCUAUUGACAUCGUCCAAACUCAAUUGCCUGUCCGAGUCAACAAGAAUUAUGAAAAUAACACAAAUGGGGACGAUGAGGAUGUGUAUGAGAACGUUGAUCCAGUGCACACCAAGAAACUCAAAGAGGAAGCAGGGAGAGUGGAAGAGGAGUAUGAUUGUGAUGAUGAGGAGUCAGAGAUUAACAACGAUGAAGGUCAUGAUUCUGACCAAGAUGAAGAAACCAGUGAUGAUGAAGCUGAUUAUGAAAAUGUGACCCAGCAAUUGGCUGAAGGAGCUGCGGACAUUUAUGGAGGAGAUGAGGAUAUUUAUCAAAACGUUUGAGGUGUCUCAACUGUUGAAUGAUGCUGAAAUGCAUCAGGAGAAUCUGGCUAGUAAAUACUGAGAAUCUUAUUCUCAGUAUUUUGGUGUGCUAGACUGUAUUCACACAGUUUGUAACAAAAUCAUUGUCGGCUUGGCUUAUUUGAACAAAGGAAUUUAUAUAUAUAUAUAUAUUCUGCUGUGUCAAAGAUCUCACGUAGCUACACCUCACAGGACUCCACAUAGUCAUAAGCUUUCUCCAAGUCAACAAAACAGACUUUCAAUUUUAAGGAGAAUGUCCACGGACAAGACACAACCUGCAUGGGCCAAUUCUUAUAAGGUUAGAUUGCUUUUUGUCUGGCUAAUUUUUCUUGGGACCAUUUUGCUUUUGGAGACGCUAACAGGAUAUUUUUUCUUUCUUCAGUCUGGAUUUGUAUUAAUCCAUUCAUCCUCAUUCCAGCUGCAUGUAUCCAAGCGGAACUGAACCCAAGACAGCCAGAAAUUGAAAUGAUGCCGGCUCUUUGUAGCGUUAGCACGCUUGCUUCACACACAUGCGAAAAUAGCCCUUAUUCUUUGGAUAAGAGUGACACCACAUUCCUGCCUCUAUGAUGAAUAUGAAUGUUUCAUAUUCAUCAUACAAGGAUCAUACAUUGUGAUCAAAUUUGACCAACUUCAGAAGGACUGUAAAGCCCUCUGAGGCAAAUUUGUAAUUUACGAUUUUGGGCUAUAUAAAAUAAAAUGAAUUGAAUUAAAGAAAGUAA